UAUCCAUGCAUGCCUGACCGCUAGUCUACUUCCUGGAUGGAAGAAUGGGACGUUUCCAGCACCACUUUUCUUCGCAUUGUGUAUUGCCCUUCGUCACGCUGCCGCCGCGGAUAAUCACUUAAUAAUGAUCACGUGUGAUCAAUAUUAUUCGACCACUUUUCCCCUGUAGUUAAAGACCGAUUGACCCCCCCUCUGCACUUCGGGAAUGUCGCUAUCUGGAAGCCCGCUACAGGCACGGUGGAGUCCGAUAACAGAUUUUGAACUGUUUUUGCACAGCCGUGGUGUGCGUAACGUUUUAUCCCUCGAAGCUAAAAGCAGCCCCUGCUCGGACUGGAGGCGAUUAAAUUAGUCUUUUUUUCUUUUUCUGUUAAAAGCAGCGACUCCGUAGCUUAACCGCUAAGCAUUACUUUGAUGCUCUGCCUUCGUGGCUGCUGUGCCAACUUCGUUUCCAGCUUUCGGUCGUGUGUAUGUGAUUUUCUUUUCUUUUUUUUUUUUUGUUUUGUUUUCCUUUUUGAAGGAGAGAAAAGACUGAAAAAAAAAAAAAACAAACUAACUUUGUCACCCGUUGCCUUCUUGUUGCUCUCGAUGAGUAGUCUAACAUGCGGAGAAUACGGGAACCGAGUUACUGGUGGAUUUUAUCCUUAAUGUUUUUAACCUUGCCCAAACACAAAGACUGUCAUCCCGUUGCAUUGGAUGACCAGCCUAACUAUGCCAGAGACGGGCAUCAUGGGAGCACAGGCAUAAUGAGGGAGAGGAGGGCAGUUGGUGACCCCUACUGGUCCUAUUCAGGAAGCCACGGACCUCGAGGCUGGGUGGCCUCAUAUCCAGAAUGUGCUGCGAAGAACCAAUCACCUGUGGACAUCAUAGAUGAGCAAACUCUGGUUUCAGAGGAGUACCAGGAGCUGGUGCUUGACAAGUUCAACACCGAGUCCUCCAACCAGACCACCAUGAAAAACACUGGAAAAACAGUUGCUGUUCUCCUGAAGGAUGACUACUUUGUAAGAGGUGCUGGGCUUCCAGGCCGCUUUAAGGCUGAGAAGAUGGAGUUUCACUGGGGCCAGAAUAAUGGAUCAGCGGGCUCAGAACACAGCAUAAGCGGCAGAAGGUUCCCUGUGGAGAUGCAGAUCUACCUUUACAAUUCAGAUGACUUUGACAGCCUCAGCGCUGCCAUUAAGGAAAGACGCAUCAUUGCUGCCAUGGCUGUCUUCUUUGAGCUGGGGCAAAAAGACAAUCCAGCUGUGGAACCUAUCAUCCAGGGACUGAAAGGAGUAGUACAUCAUGAAAAGGAGACCAACCUCAGGUCUUUCAUCCUGAGGGAUCUGCUGCCAUCAUCAGUGGACAGUUAUUACCGAUACACCGGCUCUCUGACCACACCGCCCUGCAGUAAGGUAGUGGAGUGGAUCAUCUUCUCCAGGCCCGUGUAUCUGUCCCACUCGCAGCUGGAGGCCUUUUACUCCAUCUUUACAACAGAGCAACAGGACCAUGUCAAGUCUGUAGAAUACCUAAGGAACAACUUCCGGCCCCUGCAGGACCUGAACAGUAGGAAAGUCUUUAAGUCGGCUGUGAAAGAUGCAUGGCAGAAAGAUUUGACUGAGAUCCUGAGGAGCCCUCACGGCACUGAGGCCUCAAGAGUGUGCAGCAGUGCCCCAGUGAACAUGAAGAUCCAGCCGCUGAACCAGACGGCAUUGAUGGUAAGCUGGGAACGCCCUCUGACCGUCUACCACCCACCAAUCACCAGUUACAUGGUCUCCUACAGCUGGGUGAAACGUGAUGUUCCAGAUGAAAAUACCUUCACCAAGACUGGGGACCAGAGCAUGAAAGCAGUCAUCACUAAUGUGUCUCCUGACGCCCUGUACCUGUUCAGAGUGCAGGCAGUAUGUCAGCGUGACCUGCGCAGUGAUUUCAGCCAAACACUGCUCUUCAGAGCUAAUACAACAAGAAUAUUUGAAGGGUCUCGUAUUGUGAAGACUGGGAUGCCGACGAUUUCUCCAGCAUCCUCAGCAGACAUGGCUCCAAUAAGCUCUGGUUCUUCCACUUGGACGUCGUCUGGCAUCCACUUCUCCAUCGUCUCCAUGGCAACGGGAAUGGGCCCCUCCUCUAGUGGGAGCCAGGCCACUGUGGCAUCAGUAGUAACAAGUUCCUUGCUGGCAGGCUUGGGCGUUGGCGGAGGGGUCAUUUCUUCUUUGCCCAGCUCUGUCUGGCCCACACAUGCGCCACAAGCCACUCAGAACCCCACCCGUCCCUCCGCCUCGCCUGCAAAGUCCAGCACUGAGCAGGCAGCGCCCCAGGGCUCAGAGACAGACACCCUGUCUGAGGAGAACCAAGCUGCACGUGAAGGUGAGGAGGAGGAAAAGGAGGGGGAGAGGGAAGGAGAGCAGGACGAGGGUGAGGAUGAGAAGAAGAAAAAGAACAAGACUGCACCUGAUAAUGAGGAAAAGCAUGGGAACAGCACCGUGGCCAAAGAGCCUUUAAUCCCCACCCCCGCAUCCACAGCCAAAGAGAAAGGACAAGGGAAGCCUACUGUCAAAGGCACCACCAUACCUGCAAGCACUGGCGAGGAGCAGUUGGUCAGCGUGGAGAAGAAUCCCACACAUGUAAAUGCAGUCUCUACUCAAGAUCCCCGUAACGACAGUGCUGAGAUGCAGAUUCCCCAGAGCUCCACACAGUCUCCUAAGAUCAGUAGUGAUGGGAGGAGUCUCUGGCCUGUCUCUGUCCACAUUGACAGGACAGCUUUGUCCAACGUUACCCGAAGCCCUCCUCCGGGGAUGGGCAGGAUGGUGUGGAUCGUCCCCUUGGUGGUGGUGUCUGCUCUCACUCUGCUUUGCUUCAUAAUGCUGCUGAUUGUGAUGGUUUACUGGAGGAGAUUUUUCCAGACAGCUCACUUCUAUGUGGAGGAGGGCAGCUCUCCACGGGUGGUGGCCAAUGAGAAUAUUCCAGUCAUCCCCAUACCAGAUGACAUGGAGGCCAUCCCUGUUAAGCAGUUUAUUAAACACGUCAUGGAGCUCUAUAGUAACAACCUACAAGGUUUCGCUGAGGAGUUUGAGGAGGUCCAACGCUCAACAGCAGACCUGAAAAUCACAGCAGAACAUUCCAAUCAUCCUGACAAUAAGCACAAAAACAGAUACAUCAACAUUGUGGCCUAUGACCACAGCAGGGUGAAAUUACGAGCUCUAGCCGGGAAAGAUGCCAAACAUUCAGAUUACAUCAAUGCCAACUAUGUAGAUGGCUACAACCGUCCCAGAGCUUAUAUCGCCGCUCAGGGUCCUCUCAAGUCUACAUUUGAGGAUUUUUGGAGGAUGGUGUGGGAGCAGAACACUGGAAUCAUCGUCAUGAUCACAAACCUGGUGGAGAAAGGGAGAAGGAAAUGUGACCAGUACUGGCCGACAGAGAACAGCGAGCAGUAUGGAAACAUUGUGGUGACGCUGAAAAGCACCAAAGUGCACGCCUGCUACACACUGCGGCGUUUCCUUAUAAGGAACACUAAAGUUAAAAAGGGCCAGAAGGGGAACCCAAAGGGGAAGCUAAAUGAACGCAUUGUGGUCCAGUAUCACUACACUCAGUGGCCUGACAUGGGAGUACCAGAGUACACCCUCCCUGUGUUCACCUUCAUCAACCGCUCAUCAGCAGCUCGCACUGCAGACAUGGGCCCUGUCCUGGUUCACUGCAGUGCAGGGGUUGGGCGCACAGGAACGUACAUUGUCAUUGACAGCAUGCUGCAACAGAUCAAGGACAAAAGCACAGUCAGUGUCCUGGAUUUUCUCAAACAUAUCCGCACACAACGCAACUACCUGGUCCAGACUGAGGAGCAGUAUGUUUUCAUCCACGAUGCUCUGAAGGAGGCCAUACUGAGCAGAGAGACAGAGGUGCCCGCCUGGCAGCUCCACAGUUAUGUUAACAGCAUCCUCACCCCCAACUCAACAGGCUGCACACGACUGGAGAAGCAGUUCAGGCUGCUGACUCAGUGCAACACACGCUUUGUGGAGUGCUUUAGUGCCCACAAAGACUGCAACAAGGAGAAGAACCGCAAUUCCUCAGUGGUUCCCUCGGAGCGAGCAAGGGUCGGACUCACCACUCUGCCUGGAAUGAAAGGAACAGAUUACAUUAAUGCGUCCUACAUAAUGGGUUACUACAGGAGUAAUGAGUUCAUCAUUACCCAGCAUCCCUUGCCCCACACCACCACAGACUUCUGGAGGAUGAUUUGGGACCAUAACGCUCAAAUUAUUGUCAUGUUGCCUGACAACCAGGGCCUGGCUGAGGAUGAAUUUGUUUACUGGCCAAGUCGGGAAGAGGCCAUGAACUGCAUCGCCUUCACUGUCACACUCAUCAGUAAGGACAGACUGUGCCUCUCCAACGAGGAGCAGAUCAUCAUCCACGACUUCAUCUUAGAGGCCACACAGGAUGACUAUGUUCUGGAGGUGAGACAUUUUCAGUGCCCUAAAUGGCCAAACCCCGACGCCCCUCUCAGCAGCGCCUUCGAGCUCAUCAGUGUCAUCAAGGAGGAGGCCAUGACCCGAGACGGCCCCACCAUUGUGCACGAUGAGUAUGGAGCAGUGUCAGCAGGGAUGCUCUGCGCCCUCACCACUCUGUCCCAGCAGCUGGAGAACGAGGGCGUCGUCGACAUCUAUCAGGUGGCUAAGAUGAUCAAUCUCAUGAGGCCGGGAGUCUUCACUGAUAUAGAGCAGUACCAGUACCUUUACAAAGCCAUGCUCAGUCUGGUCAGUAACAGAGAGUGUGGCCUGAGCCCCAUGCACAUGGACACUAAUGGGGUGGUGGUGAUUGCGGACGAGUCAGACCCUGCAGAGAGCAUGGAGUCGCUCGUCUGAGGACAUUCUUACGGGCACUUAAUUUGUAAAAAUCCGAGAACUUUUCUGAGGCCUUUUUUGCCAGACUAUUGAUUAAAUGAAUAACCUUAUUACUUUUUAUACUGAUAAAUGUUUUUUGAUAUUUAUGUUUUUGUCCUUUAUUUCUUGUCUUAAAUGUUAUCCUGCUGAGCGUUUGCACCUGUUUAAGUUGACGUGAGGAAAAAGCAGCUCUGUCCAGUUUGCACUAUACUAUCAGUGUUACUGCCUAAAUCCAGCGAGUUAAAUCCCGGCUACACGACGAAACCGGGAUCUUUGGACCGCAAUGAGACAAAACCUGACGCAUGAAGACCAGGAUGAGUUAAUGGCGAUCCACUUCCAAUAAAGUCUCAAAGCUAAAACAUCGCAUCACGACGUAGCCCAGCAUGCAUUAUGUCACUUUGUCACCUCGAUCAAACUGUUUUGAGGCUCCGCUCCACAUGCGUGAAGCUCUUCACACGUGAAGAGACUCUUACCUGCCUAAUAUUCAUAUAUUGUCCAAAUAUCUCACUGCUGUCUUGUAUAAUGUACUUAUGGCUUAUUUUGUUAGUGUGUUAAAACAUUUAAUGUGAACAUUUAUUGCUUUUUACAGGGAUUUAUAUUGUUAUAUUGUUUUGUAAUAUAUAUAUAUAUAUAUAUAUUAUAUCCUUAAUAGCCAGCCAAUGUUGUUGUUUUUUUCUUUCUUUCUUUUUUUUUUUUUUUAGUACUUUUUGCCUAUUUGUCCACUGGCCUUGGUGUAGAUUCAUAUUUUUGGAGAUUCUGUAGCGCAUCAUGAAUGGCCUACUCAGCUCCAGCUCCAUAUAUGCUUUAUUUUUCAACAUUUUCUUUUUUCAAGCUUUUCUAACCUCAGCCGUCAAAUCUCAGCUGUUAUAACACAAGUGGUAGGUAUCUGUAUCGACACAAUGCAGUGCCUACAAAAAGUAUUCACCCUACACAAAGUUUCUCAUGUUUUGCUUUGCUACGAUUGAAUCACAGUGGAUGUGGUUAGGAUUUAUUUUUGACAGUGAUUUAACAGAGAAUAAAUGUAAUAUCAAUUGAAAACAAAUGCCCACAAAUUGAUUGCACAAGUGUUCACCUGCUUCCAGAUGGUAAUUAUUAAAGGAACCUUUGGCAGAAAUUACAGCCUUGAAUCUAUGUUGAUUGGUCCGUAUCAGCUUUGUACAUUUGGAUACUGCAUUUCUCUCUCAUUCUUCUGUCCAACUCUGUUAUUUCAGAACUGUGAGUGAGCUGAAGUUUUCAAGUCCUGCCAUUAAUUCUGGACAGGGCUGAGGUCGGGACUCUAUUUUAUCAACCCAGGACGUUAAAACUGUUGUUUUAAAAACAAUAUUACAUAGAUUUGGCUUCAUAUCCUGGAGAUUUGCAGCAGGACUUGUUUAUAUGUUACUGCAUUCAUUUGACUCUUUACCUUCACAUACCUUACAGAGCCUGCUGCAGAGACACAUCCUCACCAGGCUGCAUGGUUGAGUUGGUGUAUUUCUGCUCAAGCAAAGAGUUUAGUUAACACUCAGCAUAGCGUUCAGUACAUCAGACCAUAAAAACCUCCCACUUUACUGCAGUUUCAUGUGAAAUACUCUGUCCAUUGUUAUGAUGGUAUUAGGGAUAUUCAGUGCCUUGGAAAUCAUCUUAAUUUUUCUCUUUAUUGGUGCUUUUCCGUAAACUUAUCACAGAUUUGUUGAAACAUUUAUCAUCACUUCAUCAUGCCAGGAAAUUGACUAAAUAGCUUUUGGGCUUAAAAUCAUUUCUUUAAUGAUUUAGUUUAUUGCUAUAGAAAUUUGUUUUCACUUUGAGAGUAGUCUUUAGUAGUUUUUUUUUUAUCAGCGCCAAAAAAUCCUAAUUGCAUCCACUGUGAUUCGAAAAUGCUAAUUAAUGGAACAUGAAAAUGUCCAAAUGGUGGGGACUACUUUUUAUAGGCAGUGUAGUUUCUUUUUUGGUGGCUUGAUGCUUUAUUUGUAACCAAAGAUGUGGUUCCAGUCUGCAACAUGUAAGUGGUUUUGUCCUGAGAUCUAUUUAAUCAACUAGAAUUUAAAAUCAAAAUUGUUAAAUCUUUGCAGUACAGAUUUCCAGUGUCAAAGGUGUGAAUUUAACCAGAGUUGAGCAUGUUUCUGUUCUAGCCUCAGGAACUCACCUUACAGUAGAUAAUCAGAGUAACAUGAUGCUUUCCUCACAUUAGACGAGAAGAUUUAAAAUUCAGACUGUAAAAUGUAUUUUAUUUGGGCUGAUAUUCUGUCUCCGCACUAUUUUGUGGCUAUUAAUUAUAAGCCCUUUUCAACACUGAACAGUCCUCUCUCUUGAUUGAUUUGUGUGUAUCUUCAUAGUGUGUAUUCUAUGAUGAAAUUAAAACUUCCCCCCCCCCCCCCCCCCCCCCCCGGUAACAUCUACUUCUCUGCCAAAGGGGAGUUUACUCAGUCCAGUGAAAGCUCUCCAACAUUUGGAGAAAAGUCCAGAUUGCUGAUCACUUAGCUCUGCAGCAAACUUUUUUUUUUUUUUGCAGCAACUGUUUUUUUUCCUUUUGUAUGAACGCCAGCAUCCUCUCUGUUUGAUAUUUCUACACUCAUUUAAAAACACAAGUGCUGUUGCUUCAGAAUCAAAUGACUUUGACUUUAAUCUAACCUUUGUGAUCAUAGAUGUUUGUAUUUUCAUACAAAGAUUUGAUUUGUGUAGUGGCCUGUGGUGACAGAUUGUGCUUUAUUCAAAUCUCCACUGCAAAAUCCCCAACGUCCACAAUCACACUUGCCCCUUCGAGGUCCAUCCUGGUGUUUAGACCACAGUUUCAUGAUAUUUGCUCAAUGGUCUGGGGGUGCUUUAUGUGAUCCUCAGUGGAUUUCAGUCAGGGUGGUGGUGAACUCUGAUUUGUAACUUAAAUAAAUGAAAAACUGGUUUUGUCCAUCAUAUCACAUGUUUAUAUGAUAGUAUCAUAGCCAUAUAUCCCUAUGAUACUGUUAUAUAUGAUAUUAUAGUGUCAUAGUGUUAUUUAAUAGGUAAACUGUAUUGCUAUACCUUAAAUAAAGUCUGGGUUUGGGUGCACAGCAUC
Toxotes jaculatrix (banded archerfish) is the source of this 7869-nucleotide messenger RNA. It is a transcript of the gene ca16b, whose product is annotated as carbonic anhydrase XVI b. Gene Ontology annotation, molecular function: protein binding; protein tyrosine phosphatase activity. Gene Ontology annotation, biological process: protein dephosphorylation. The record is from RefSeq and is a predicted model, not a curated record. Bases 600 to 4823 code for a protein of 1407 amino acids. The transcript is spliced from 29 exons. NCBI's taxonomy places the organism in Eukaryota, Metazoa, Chordata, Actinopteri, Toxotidae.